Molecule: messenger RNA, 550 nt
Organism: Fusarium oxysporum Fo47
Lineage: Eukaryota; Fungi; Ascomycota; Sordariomycetes; Hypocreales; Nectriaceae
Product: translation machinery associated TMA7
Exons: 3
Coding region: 162-368 (68 amino acids)
Source: RefSeq, a predicted model, not a curated record
CAGUGAGUGGGCUGGGCUGUGCUGAGCGCGAAAGGGCCUGGACAAAAGUCAAUAAGCGGGAGGCAACUUUUCCCUCUCGCGACAAUCUUUGUUUCUUCAACCGCAGCUUUUCCUCAUUUUUAACACAACUCAAGACUCUCUUUCACUUCACGUACAUCAAAAUGGGUGGCACUAACCGAGAAGGCGGCAAGGUCAAGCCCUUGAAGCAGGCCAAGAAGGCCCAGAAGGACCUCGACGACGAUGACAAGGCUUUCCUCGAGAAGAAGCGCGCCGACGAGAAGGCUCGCAAGGAGCUUGCCGCUAAGGCUGGAGGCAAGGGCCCUCUCAACACUGGUGGCCAGGGCAUCAAGAAGAGUGGAAAGAAAUAGACGUUUCGCCUGGUUCUAGCGACGAUUGAGCGAAGACUCGAGAUAUCCCUGGAGGCUUUGGAUGGCGUGAGCGCAUCAGACAGACAGCCUGCGUGUUUUUAGGCGUUUUAGACAUUGGCGCUCACUGAUCACAAUAUUUUCGCGCGAUGGCUAACGAGAAAUGAAUUCUAUGCUGACCCAAA